Messenger RNA from Helicoverpa zea (corn earworm), 1068 nucleotides. RefSeq lists its product as uncharacterized. NCBI's taxonomy places the organism in Eukaryota, Metazoa, Arthropoda, Insecta, Lepidoptera, Noctuidae. The coding region runs from base 229 to 1068 and encodes 279 amino acids. The transcript has a single exon. The record is from RefSeq and is a predicted model, not a curated record.
ACCUAAUUGGAGUCAGAAAAUAAAAGUGUAUUAAUUAGUAUUCGGUUUAUUUACUUAUCUCUGAACACGACACCCCACCAUCUAAAUUGGUGACCCCGUGUGGAGAAAGUGUGAACUGUAACCAGUGAAUUUGGACUUGUAAUUCAGUGAAUCGGACGACCGGGGCAACUCACACAAGUGUACGUAGUGUCGGCUUAAUAUUAGUGCGCGUCAAAUUAAGAAAUUAUAAUGUCGUCUGAAGACAAGAAGGUCGUUAUUGAAGAACAUCAACUGUCGUCCAUCUCCAUCACAGCUAAAAUUCCGGAAUUUUGGAAGAAGUCGCCUAGAACAUGGUUUAUCCAAGCAGAAGCAGUUCUAAAUCCUCAGAAGAUGUCCGACGAAUCAAAGUACCAGGUCCUUAUUUCAAAAUUACCCCCGGACGCAGUUGAGCAAGUUACACAGAUCCUUGUGGAUCCCCCUGAGAAAAAUAAAUAUGAGACCUUGAAGAAUAAGUUGAUAUUUAUAUAUCAAGAAUCCGAAGAGCGGCAAGUAAAAAAACUCAUUGGCGAAAUGGAAUUAGGCGACCAGAAACCAUCACAAUUACUAAGAAAAAUGCAAGACCUAGCCAGGGGACGAGUAAAUAACGAAACACUCAUAGUUAUGUGGCAGAAUCAUUUACCAAAUUCGGUGCGAGGAGUUUUAGCUGUAACGGAAGAAAAAGAUUUAGAGAAAUUAGCAUCAAUAGCGGAUAAAAUAAUGGAAACGACGACUCCCAUACACAGUGUUGCGACUGUCAAACAGGAACCAGGCCCAUCCGGUUCUCAGGACCAAAUUAUUUCGGCAAUAAACAAAUUGAGUGAUAGAUUACAAAAUUUAGAGUCAAGAUCACGAGGCCGUUCAAAUAACUGGCGAAGGAAUAACUUUAGACGCAACAGAUCCAGGUCAGGGUCAAGAAGUCGCACAAGGAAAUUUGAAGAUCCAAAUUGGUUAUGUUUUUACCAUUAUAAGUAUCGCAGCAAGGCAACUAAAUGUGCGGAUCCAUGUAACUGGAAGAAAAAACACGACAAGGACAAGCCAGCGGAAAACUAG